Carassius auratus (goldfish) is the source of this 1883-nucleotide messenger RNA. RefSeq names its product gamma-aminobutyric acid receptor subunit beta-2. Gene Ontology annotation, molecular function: extracellular ligand-gated monoatomic ion channel activity; GABA-A receptor activity. The record is from RefSeq and is a predicted model, not a curated record. Gene Ontology annotation, cellular component: membrane. Bases 143 to 1714 code for a protein of 523 amino acids. Gene Ontology annotation, biological process: monoatomic ion transmembrane transport. NCBI's taxonomy places the organism in Eukaryota, Metazoa, Chordata, Actinopteri, Cypriniformes, Cyprinidae. The transcript has 10 exons.
CCUCCAGCACCGUCAGCACCACAGCGCUCCUGGAUGCUGCGCUGGAGUAUGUACGCAUGCGCACCACAGUGGAAUUACUGCACAUCGCUCUCUUAAGUUGGAUCUUCUCUGUCUUCACGGAAACCAGAAAACAUAUAAAAGUAUGGCCAUCUUUAGAAUAAGACAAAAGUGCUUCGUGCGCUUCUGGACGUUUUCCGUGAUCGUAGCCGUGGUGUGCGCGCAAAGUGUCAAUGAUCCAAACAAUAUGGCUCUUGUAAAAGAAACUGUUGAUAGACUAUUGAAAGGAUAUGACAUUCGCUUGAGGCCAGAUUUCGGAGGUCCUCCGGUGGGAGUGGGGAUGAAUAUAGACAUAGCCAGCAUAGACAUGGUCUCAGAAGUGAAUAUGGACUACACACUGACUAUGUAUUUCCAACAAGCCUGGCGAGACAAACGUCUGUCUUAUUCUGAGAUUCCUCUUAACCUGACGCUGGAUAACCGGGUAGCUGAUCAGCUGUGGGUGCCGGACACAUACUUCCUAAAUGACAAGAAGUCUUUUGUACAUGGUGUAACAGUAAAGAACAGAAUGAUCCGUCUCCAUCCAGAUGGCACUGUGCUUUAUGGUCUCAGGAUUACGACCACAGCCGCCUGCAUGAUGGACUUGCGCAGAUACCCGCUUGAUGAACAGAACUGCACGCUGGAAAUCGAGAGCUACGGCUACACCACAGAUGACAUCGAGUUUUACUGGCGAGGAGGAGAUCAUGCAGUAACAGGGGUUGAAAGGAUAGAGCUCCCUCAGUUCUCCAUAGUGGACUACAAGCUCAUCUCUAAAAACGUGGUGUUUUCGACAGGUUCAUAUCCUCGCCUCUCCCUGAGCUUCAAGCUUAAGAGAAACAUCGGCUACUUCAUUCUGCAGACCUACAUGCCUUCCAUCCUAAUCACCAUCCUGUCCUGGGUAUCCUUCUGGAUCAACUAUGAUGCCUCGGCUGCCAGGGUUGCUUUAGGAAUCACCACUGUGCUGACCAUGACCACCAUCAACACACAUUUGCGGGAGACGCUUCCAAAGAUCCCAUAUGUCAAAGCCAUUGACAUGUAUCUAAUGGGCUGUUUCGUCUUCGUCUUCCUGGCUCUGCUGGAGUACGCACUGGUCAACUACAUCUUCUUCGGAAGAGGACCGCAGCGGCAGAAGAAAGCUGCAGAGAAAGCCUCCACAGCCAACAACGAAAAGAUGAGAAUGGAUCCCAACAAAUGGUUGGUGGGAAAUGUAGUUCAGAGAGACGAUGCUCUGUAUGCCAGAAUGAAACAGAGGGAUAUUGACGCGCAUGACUCCAUGUGGGAACCCAUCUUUGUGGAUGAUGCAGCAUUAGGACUAGGCAAUUCAAAAAAUAAGAUGGACCCCCAUGAAAACAUCCUUCUCAGUCCUCUGGAGAUCAAGAAUGAAAUGGGCACAUCGGAGUUGAGCCUGGGUUUGGGUGACCCCCGUGCCACCAUGCUGGCCUUCGACAGCUCCUCGCUGCAGUAUCGCAAAGCCGGCCUGGCCAGACACAACUUUGGACGCAAUGCGCUUGAACGCCACGUGGCUCAGAAGAAGAGCCGACUACGACGGCGCACUUCACAGCUUAAAAUCAACAUCCCUGACUUAACUGAUGUCAAUUCAAUCGACAAGUGGUCGAGAAUGAUCUUCCCCACCGUAUUUUCCUUCUUCAACGUCGUCUAUUGGCUUUAUUAUAUCAACUAACUGGAUUCUCGUCCGUCUGAGAAGCGCCACUUAUUUUUAUGUCAGAUUUUGCAAUACAAGCAGGACUUAUGUUGACAAAUUCAGAUCAGGACUAAUUCUCUUUACCUUGGGCUCAGUUUAAUUGCUUGCUGACACUGAUACUCUAAAGAGGUUAAGUACACUGGUGCCU